Messenger RNA from Bubalus bubalis (water buffalo), 1132 nucleotides. It is a transcript of the gene PERCC1, whose product is annotated as proline and glutamate rich with coiled coil 1. Bases 309 to 1106 code for a protein of 265 amino acids. The record is from RefSeq and is a predicted model, not a curated record. NCBI's taxonomy places the organism in Eukaryota, Metazoa, Chordata, Mammalia, Artiodactyla, Bovidae. The transcript is spliced from 2 exons.
UCUGGGCCCCAAUCAGCAGCUGAGAUAAGGGUCCUCGGCCGGGUGUGAGCCAGCUGGGCGAGCGGCAAACACUCCACCGUCCCCGGGCAGGCUGAGGCUCCCCCCGCGGGGCCCUGGUUGCCGGGCGCUAAAGCAAACGGGCUCUAUUUGCCCAGUCUGCGAUGACAAUGCAGUCAUCAAAUAUUUGCUGGCCUGGCCGGCCACGGAGCUCGGCUAUAAACGCUUGAGCCCAGGUGGAGGUGGGCCUGCCCAGCGGGAGCUGCAGGCUGCGGCAGCUGGAACUCGCUGCCCUGACACUCCAGGAGGAGAUGGCCGCGGGGGUCAUCCGGCCGCUCUGUGACUUCCGGCUGCCCCUGCCGGCCCUCCAGCCCUUCCUGUCCCAAGUCCCGGAGCCCCCAGACACUUCCGAGGAGGAGGAGGGGGAGGAGGAGGAGGAGCUGGAGGCCGAGGGGCCAGAGGGCCACAGCCCGAACUCCUGCAGCCCAGGCUGGGCCCCCGAAGUGCCCCCCCUGGACCCCAGCAGCCCGGAGACGCCGCUGCAGCUGCUGCGGUUCUCAGAGCUCAUCAGCGGCGACAUCCAGCGGUACUUCGGCCGCAAGGACCGGGGGCAGGACCCCGACGCCUGUGACAUCUACGCUGACAGCCGCCCGGCCAGCAGCUUGGCCAGGGAGCUCUCCUGCGCCGAUCUGGUGCGCCCAGCCCGCAGCGCCCCCCCAGAAAACCGUGAGGCCACCGAGCCCGGGGGCUGCUCCCCGGGGUGCCCCGAGGGGCAGGCGCACGGGCCAGGCCUUGGUAGGGAUGGGCCACCGCUGCUGGGGCCCCUGGCCGAGCUCUUCGACUAUGGGCUGCGGCAGUGCUCUGGUGCCCGGGCAGUGAGUGGGCGGCGACUCAGGCUGGAGCGCAAGUACGGCCACAUCACCCCAAUGACCCAGAGGAAGCUGCCCCCAUCCUUCUGGAGGGAGCCGGCACCCAGCCCCCUGGGCCUGCUGCACCCUGGCACUCCCGACUUCAGUGACCUGCUGGCCAGCUGGUCGGCAGAGGCCGGGUCCGAGCUGCUGGGCACGGGGGCCCCGGGCCUGGAGGGGGUGCAGCUGGCCGAGGCCUAGUGAUCACUCAAGGGUCAGUGGGAGUG